AAAAGAAGCAAUAUUAUUGGUCUGAUUGGUCUUAAAAUAUAUAAUUGGAUUAUAUUUUGAAAAAUACCAUAUAUCUAAUACAGUAUAAGGCAAAAAAAAUGGUAGUAGAAUAAUGAAAACCCUAGGGCAAGGCAUCUAAUUGUCUGUAUAUAUAUACACACCAACAGUUGUCCUAUAAUUUACAUGUCGCCAAAGCAAAGCAUAGCGAUGGAGUCAUCGGAGAAAACAAAGAAAAGCAAGGCAUCGAAGAAAGGCAAAUCAAAAACUGAUGGAAAAAACAAAGAUAUUGAUUCGAAGAAGAAGCGGGACUUGAAGGGCAAAGAACUAGCUGCAACGAAGCCUUCCUAUAAUUUACAGCGCGGAUCGGCAACUAUGUGUACUGACUUGAAGAGUCUGCAGUGUCUUCAUCAGGCGAGGCUUCGUGGGUUCUUGCGCAAACUUGUGAUGAGACAGAAUUGGGAUGAAGCUGCUUUGGAGCUUUUGCAGCACACUGAUUCUGAAGCUAGUAGUAAAAACAAAUUCCAGGAUGUAUUUGAAACGUGGAUGAGAAAGCUUGCAACACCAAGAGAGUGGCAGACAAAGGAUAGAUUUCUGGUUCAGUUGGAGUACAUCAUGUUCUGUCUAACACGAGGGAAGACAGAAGAGGCAAGUCAAGCUGUCAUAUGGUUAAGGCAAGAACGUGAAUUCCAGAAAAACCGCUUAUCAAACUUGGUUGUAGGCUUGGUAUAUUGUCAGGAAUGGUAUGACACAUUAUGCAUGGAGUUUCCAACUCUGAACUUACGUAGAGCACCCGAUCAAUCAGAGAUGUCAGAACCUGAAUUUGAAAUGUCAUUUGAAGAUCCCAGAAGUUACAUUGCAGAUGACUUUCAAGAAGAUAAUCACACAGUCAAGUGCAAUUCUGAUGCCUCUGUUGGGAAUUACAAAGAAAUGGAAUGUGAAGGGGAUCCAAAAGUAUCCAGUAAUGUGGACAUCCAAAUGCAAACUCCUCACAGUUUUCAUAGGCCACAGAGUUUUUAUGUGCAUUCAAGUGAAAAUGACGAAGAGGAUUCCUUUUCUGGUUAUGCAUCUAUUUUCAAUGUCCAAGGUCUAGAACCGUGGUGGCUUGCUUCCCGGGUGCUUUAUACGGUUAAAGAUUUGGAUGAAUUCCUCUAUUUGCAAAAGAAGGUAUACAAUGAGUCAUACAAGGGUGCAUUGAAGUAUUUACGUGCUGCACUUGAUUCAACCCCUCCAACCCUCGAGGCCUUGUUUCCUCUGGUACAGAUGCUACUUAUUGGAGAUCAAGUCAAGGAAGCUAUAGAUGAAGUUGAAAAGUUUAGUUCGGACUCACCAGUGUAUGCAAGAUAUAAAGCUAGUCUUUUCGAGCAUUUUGAUAGCAACAACCACAUUCGUCUUUCAACAUGCUUCGAAGAUGCUUUAAACAAAGAUCCACAAUGUACACACUCCUUGACAAGACUUCUAUGGUUGCAUGAACAAGGGCAUUAUAGCACUGAAAAACUGUUGGAGAUGAUAGCCUUGCACUUAGAUGCUACAUAUGCCGAUCGUAACAUUUGGAAAGAGUUUGCUUCCUGCUUCCUGAAGCUGUCUCCGAGUGAAGAAGACAGAAUAUCAACUUGUAAUGAUAAAACGUUGCAAGGGCAGUCUAAGAAUUUCAAUAGGAAGCCGGUUAGAGUUGCUGACAGCGUUAUGGGUAAGGAGUGGAAAUUACGUUGCAGAUGGUGGAUGACCCGUCACUUCAGCAAAAUGAUUCUUGUUUCAGAAUUUGAAGCAGAUGAUGUGCAGCUUCUCACUUACAAAGCAGCCUCAGCUUGUCAUCUUUACGGACAAGAUUUUGAGUAUGUCACAAAGGUGUCAGAAUAUUUAGAGAAGGAUAUAAAUAAUAGUGCUAUGUUGUCAAUUUUGCAGACCCACAUGCAAUAUUCUGCUGGAUUCUAUAGCAAAGGUGUCCCAGUGUCUAGAGAAAGAAAGAUUUAGUAGUGAUAUGUGUCAUUGUUGCAGACAAUAUUCUGUUGGAUUCUUAUGAUAAAUAAUCCAAAAUGAAUGCUUAUUAACUAUUUUAUUAUUAAUACAACAUCCUCGUGGUUGGUUAUUUGAAGAUGAAAGUAGAGCAUAAUAUUCCUAAUGUUGUCUACAUAUGAUGUAUAUUAGCGAUUGUAAAGAUAUGAUGCAUGCCUUUAAUACUGGGAACAAGGGGAGAUGUGUGCUUUGGUUGGAAUAUUAUACAAUAUUACAGGAGAUAAAGAAAGAUCAAGUGAAUGGAAUUUAUAGCCGUUAAUGCAGAUCCCCAUCAGGUCUUUUUUAUUUUAUUUUAUUUUGUUAGUGUACAGCAUAAAUACAUCUAGCUUCCCAAAUGUUUCACAUUGUGUGUGUUUUUGUUGAGAGAGGGGGAGAGAGAGGAGAGAGAGGGAGGGAGGGAUUUUCCAUUCACAGGGAGUGUUUCUGGGGUUU
Molecule: messenger RNA, 2445 nt
Organism: Daucus carota subsp. sativus
Lineage: Eukaryota; Viridiplantae; Streptophyta; Magnoliopsida; Apiales; Apiaceae
Exons: 9
Coding region: 184-1971 (595 amino acids)
Biological process (GO): transcription by RNA polymerase I
Cellular component (GO): RNA polymerase I transcription regulator complex
Source: RefSeq, a predicted model, not a curated record